This is a messenger RNA of Octodon degus (degu), 1226 nucleotides long. RefSeq names its product protein NipSnap homolog 3A. Lineage: Eukaryota; Metazoa; Chordata; Mammalia; Rodentia; Octodontidae. The coding region runs from base 1 to 732 and encodes 243 amino acids. Gene Ontology annotation, cellular component: mitochondrion. The record is from RefSeq and is a predicted model, not a curated record. The transcript is spliced from 2 exons.
AUGCAAAAAGACAAAGGAAAGGGGAGAGGAGUCGCCGCCGCCCGCCGCGCUCGGGGCGCGCGCGUCUCAGGGCCCAGACAACAGGAUGGAAUGCUGUAUGAAUUUCGAACCUGUUAUCUUAAACCCUCAAAAAUGAAUGAGUUCCUGGAAAAUUUUAAGAAAAAUGUUCAUCUUCGGACAGCUCACUCUGAAUUGAUUGGAUACUGGAGUGUAGAACUUGGAGGCAGAAUGAACAAAGUAUUUCAUAUUUGGAAAUAUGAUAAUUUUGCUCAUCGAACUGCAGUCCAGAAAGCAUUGGCCAAAGAUAAAGAAUGGCAAGAACAGUUCCUUAUUCCAAAUUUGGUUCACAUUGAUAAACAAGAAAGUGAGAGUACUUAUCUGGUCCCAUGGUGCAAGAUAGAACAGCCUGCAAAAGAAGGAGUCUAUGAACUGGCUACGUUUCAGAUGAAACCUGGUGGUCCAGCUCUGUGGGGCGAUGCAUUUAAAAGGGCAGUUCAUGCCCAUGUCAAUCGAGGCUACACAAAACUAGUUGGUGUUUUCCACACCGAAUAUGGAGCACUCAACAGAGUUCAUGUCCUUUGGUGGCAUGAGAGUGCUGACAGUCGUGCAGCUGGGAGACAUGAAUCUCAUGAGGAUCCCAGGGUUAUGGCAGCUGUUCGAGAAAGUGUCAACUGCCUGGAGUCUCAGCAGAAUAUUCUUCUGAUUCCUACGUCAUUUUCACCGUUGAAGUAGUUUGGUACUAAAAAUACCAAGUGUCUCAUUAAUUGGUGUUACAGUGUGUGUCUUCCAGUGGUGCUUAAAUUCUGCCAAGAAAAUUACUCUUUUUUUCUUUGAAGAAGGUAGUAAGUUAAUUCACCAUGUUGUUCACAUUUUUUUAAAGCUAUGUGUAUCGUUUGUUACCCCUAUUUCAGGAAAUAAUGAGUUUAUUUGCUGCUUGAUAUUUCAGUAUCUGCCAUACGAUGAAAAUACCUAUCAAUUGGAAAAUGAAUUUAUGAGAUCCUAAUAUGAAAACUCUGGAGAAAUGUCUUUAUUUAUAAUGAUUACUUCAUUUUGCAUCUUAUUUUAUAAAAUAAUUGUCACUUUAUUAAGGUCUUGAUUUUUCAUUUGUUUCAGUCUAUUCUGUAUUUUAAUAAACACUCAGAUAAUGAGGUCGCAUUUUCAUGCUUGUGACCAUAUGUUUACUUAAUUUGGUUUUUUUGGAGGAACCGGGGAUUGAACUCAGCCCC